CUGUUUUGUGGUCUAUAGAUUAUGAGAGGAUGAAGGUUCAGUGUUUGACCCAUUUCCAAUCAUUCUGGAAUUUAGCAUCUUUUCCCUCUCUCAGUAAUUGGAUAGAUGCUUAAUCCUAAAUAACACUCUCUUUAGUCACUUUUUAUUGACAUUUGUUAUAAUAUAAAAUACAAUGAAAUGAAAAUAAACAUUAAAGAAGAUGGGGAGGGAGGAAGUGCAGGAUUAAAAAAGGAGAAAAAGCUGUUGAUUUCCAAAUCAUUUCUAUAAAUACACACUAUUCAAUAGUUAACUAAAUUCUACAUUUCAUUUUUUAAAAUUUCUAGCAUAAAAACCAUAAGCAAUUUCCCAAUAGAAACAGGCCCAAAUAAAAUAUUAGUUUAAAAUAAAAGAAUAUUUAAAAUUAGAAAAGAAUAACAGAUUAAACAGGCUAAAAGAGCCUCUUUUAGUUUAACAGAGAGAGAGUGUUUUAAGUAAUGGAAGACUUGAUUUAAUGUCUUUCAGAAAAAAAAAACCCAAAUGGCUACUUUUUCAGCUGGGAAGUGGCUGUAUCCCUGCCUUUCAAUUGGAUGUUUGAGGCUAAUUUAGAGUUGCCUACAACUGCAUGUAGGCAUCAACACAUACCUAUCCUGUGAAGCGGUUGAAGGGUAAAUAGGUUUUCACAUAGCGGUAGACAGGCUGAUGAGUAUACCUCCCAAAUCCCAACAGCCCAUUGUAUGGAGGUGUGCAUUCUGCAUGAAGAUCGAUUGAUUUCUUGCUCUAUGUUUUGCUGUUCAAAUGCCCCCUAGUUGGAAUGUUACAUUUGCAGAAAUAUAAAUGGAACAUCUAUCUGUCCUUGAAUAACAAGGUGCAUAUAUUCCCUAACAUGCGAUACCAGAGAAGUCUGCUUAACUCUUCAUCCAGCAACUUCAGAGCACUAUUCCAGAGUCAUUUUAUGAACUGCCACUGUCUGGAGGAUCUUGUGCGGUGAUUUCUAUGAUUUUAAUCCAGGACACUUAUAUACAUUUAGGGAAUCUGUUUCCUGUUUGCAAAUUGGAAAAGCUUCUAACUUGAAAAGUCUUUUUGAGUUGUUCAGUUGACCAUGCUCCAUUGAAAGCCCCCUAAAUAACACUAAAAUCACAAUCUCGCAUACUGUGGUCACAGAUAUUGGAUUAAAUAGCAAUAACAAUAGCAAUUAGGCUUAUCUACCAUUUUACAGCCCUCUCUAAGCAGUUUACAGUCGGCAUAUUGCCCCCAACAACUUGGGUCCUCAUUUUACCCACCUUGGAAGGAUGAAAGGCUGAUUCAACCUUGAGCCUGGUGAGAUUUGAACUUCCAAAUUGCAAGCAGCCGACAAUCGGCAGAAGUAUCCUGCAGUACUGCAUUCUAACCAUUGCUCCACCAUGGCUUAUGAAGUUUUCCUUAUAUGUUUUAAAGAUAUUUUAUUUGUAAUUAUACUCUUAGGUUUACAAUUACAUUUCUAAUUGCAAACCUAAGAGUAAAUUAGCCUCUUUAAGUGUAGACUGGUAGCAGAUUCAUAAAAAAAUAUUUUACAUUGGGGCAAAAUACCUUUAAGAGCAAGUUGUACAUAAAACAUUUUAAGAUGAACAAGGAUGCAGGAUAAGAGCUAAGAAUGUGUUAACUUCUAGAAGGAUGAUUGCGAUCAAUGUUAGAAAUUAUUGUGAUUGAAAGAAGAUGCAAAGGAAAGGUUGGUGUGGGUGCUUUUAGGAUGGAGAAUUGGAAGUUAUUGAGGAGGGGGGAAAUCCUGAAUCGCUCCUGAGAAUCAACACCAGCCCUAAAUUUUGUAGGCUGCUCCAUGAAAAAAAAAAAGAGAAUGACUGUUCUUACAUUACUUAUUCUAGGCUUGCAAGCUAAUGACACUUAUAACUAGAAUAAAAUAAAUUUCAGAAACUUUACAAAACCGACAUGAUUGCAGGUUCCCCCCCACUUUUUCUGUUCCUGUUGAGUAAAUAAAUUCGCUUUCAAUUAGUUUUCCAGGCUAAUUCUAAGAUGGACUCCUUAUUUUUAUCUCAUCAAUUCCCAGCGUGCCAUUAAUUUCCAUCUCUAGACUCAGCAAUGACAUAAGCAGCUUCAGUACCUCUUUGUUUGUUGUCCUUCCAUUAGAGAAGGGGUCUCAGCAAAGCUGGCUGAGGAACUCUGGGAGUUGAAGUCCACAAGUCUUAAAGGGACCAAGGUUGGAGACCCCUGCAUUAGAGCAUAAAUUCACAUCUGUUUAGCUUGUUUAAUUAUGCAAGUUUUAACAUCUAUAUAAUAAUAGCAAUUAUUAUAUAUAGUUUCUCGAGCAAAAGAGGACAUGAAUUAAGCUGAGAUGAAUGAUGACAGAAGCGUUUACAAAUUGAAAAUAACAUCCCACGUCCCAUAUGUAUGUCUGGUCAGUGGGUAAAUGAUCUGGAUUUAGGAGAUAUAGUGAAAGAACCGGUGUCAUGGUCAGAUCAUUUUCUCCUUCGCCUAGACUUUCGGACCGCUGCUCCCCCCGCAGGGAGACGGAGCCGAUGCGUUGGUUCCGUCCCAGGCGCCUGAUGGACCCGGAGAGGUUCCUGACGGAGCUUGGGCCGUUUCCUGAGGAUCUUACCCACGGCACGACUGAAGAACUGGUUGCAGCUUGGGAACGGGCCGCGGCUGGGGCUUUGGACCGUGUCGUGCCUUUGCGGCCUCUGACCCGGCGUAGAUCUCAAUUGGCUCCCUGGUUCUCAGAGGAGCUGAGAGAGAUGAAACGCCGGAGAAGACGCCUAGAGAAUAUUUGGAGGUCCAGCCGUUCCGAGGCUGAUCGGACACUAGUGAGGUCUUUUACUAAGACCUACCUAGUGGCAAUGAGGGAGGCGAAACGUUCCUACGUUUCCACCCUCAUUGCAUCGGCAGAUAACCGCCCGGCUGCCCUGUUUCGGGUGACCCGUUCCCUCCUUCAACAGGAGGGAUGGGAUGACCCCCUACGGGGACGAGCUGAGGAGUUUAACGGUUAUCUAUACGAUAAAAUCGUUCAGCUUCGUGAUGGCUUGGACCAUGAUUGCGAUGAUUCAGCCGAGAUGGCAGAGACACGUCUUGUUGAGGUUAUUUGGAAUGAGUUUGAUUCUGUGGCUCUCGAGGACGUGGACAGGUUGCUGGGGAGGUUGCAUGCAACUACAUGUUUACUGGACCCGUGUCCUUCCUGGUUAGUGCUGGCUGCUCAGGAAGUGACAUGAGGCUGGCUCCAGGGGAUUAUAAAUGCUUCUUUGGUUGAAGGGGUUUUCCCCGCCGCCUUGAAAGAGGCGGUGGUGAGACCUCUCCUGAAGAAGCCUUCCCUGGACCCAGCUAUUUUGGGAAACUACCGUCCAGUCUCCAACCUUCGCUUUUUAGUGAAGGUUGUAGAGAGUGUGGUUGCAUGGCAGCUUCCCCGGCACCUGGAGGAAGCUGUCUAUCUAGACCCGUUCCAGUCUGGCUUCCGACCCGGUUACAGCACGGAGACGGCUUUGGUUGCAUUGGUGGAUGACCUCUGGAGGGCCAGGGACAGGGGUUGUUCCUCUGCCCUGGUCCUAUUAGAUCUCUCAGCGGCUUUUGAUACCAUCGACCAUGGUAUCCUGCUGCGCCGGUUGGAGGGAUUGGGAUUGGGAGGCACUGUUUAUCGGUGGUUCUCCUCCUAUCUCUCCAACCGGUCGCAGAUGGUGUUGACGGGGGCAGAGGUCGUCCUCGAGGUGCCUCACUUGUGGAGUACCCCAGGGAUCGAUUCUCUCGCCUACUCUGUUCAACAUCUACAUGAAGCCGCUGAGUGAGGUCAUCAGUGGUUUUGGGGUGAGUUAUCAUCUGUACGCUGAUGAUACUCAACUGUACUUUUCCACCCCGGACCACCCCAACGAAGCGGUUGAAGUGCUGUCCCGGUGCCUGGAAGCUGUACGGGUCUGGAUGGGGAGAAACAGACUCAAGCUCAAUCCCUCCAAGACGGAGUGGCUGUGGAUGCCGGCACCCCGGUACAGUCAGCUGCAUCCGCAGCUGACUGUUGGGGGCGAGUUAGUGGCCCCAAAGGAGGUGGUUUGCAACUUGGGCGUCCUCCUGGAUGGACGGCUGUCCUUUGAUGAACAUCUGGCGGCCGUCUCCAGGAGGGCCUUUUACCAAGUUCGCUUGGUCCGCCAGUUGCGUCCCUUCCUUGACCGGGAUGCCUUAUGCACAGUCACUCACGCUCUGGUUACGUCUCGGCUGGAUUACUGCAAUGCUCUCUACAUGGGGCUGCCCUUGAGGUGCACCCGGAGGCUGCAGUUAGUCCAGAAUGCAGCUGCGCGAGUAGUAAUGGGAGCCGCUCGUGGCUCCCACGUAACACCACUGCUCCGUAGUCUGCACUGGCUUCCUGUGGUCUUUCGGGUGCGCUUCAAGAUUCUGGUUACCACCUUUAAAGCGCUCCAUGGCUUAGGACCCGGGUACUUACGAGACCGCCUGCUGUUACCCUAUGCCUCCCACCGACCCGUACGCUCUCACAGAGAGGGUCUUCUCAGGGUGCCGUCCGCCAAACAAUGUCGGCUGGCGGCCCCCAGGAGUAGGGCCUUCUCUGUGGGAGCAUCGACGCUCUGGAAUGAACUCCCCCCUGGCAUACGUCAAGUGCCUGAUCUUCGGACCUUCCGUCGUGAGCUAAAAACAUAUUUAUUUAUUCAAGCGGGACUGGCAUAAAUAGUUUGAUUUUAAAUUGGGGUUUUAUUAAUAUUUUAAAUUUUAAAUUCAUUUUAAUUGUCAGCCGUUUAGUAAUUGUUAUAUUUUAAUUUUUGUUUUAAUUGUAUAUAUCCUGUAUUUUAUUCUGGCUGUACACCACCCUGAGUC
Ahaetulla prasina is the source of this 4776-nucleotide messenger RNA. RefSeq lists its product as uncharacterized. Lineage: Eukaryota; Metazoa; Chordata; Lepidosauria; Squamata; Colubridae. Bases 3727 to 4629 code for a protein of 300 amino acids. The transcript has 2 exons. The record is from RefSeq and is a predicted model, not a curated record.